GCGACAAUAGAAACACAAGUAUAAACAGGAUAAAUUUCAAAACAACAACAUGAGGACAGCAGCUAUUGUGUUAUUACUGGUGGCGGCAGCUUUGGCUGCUCCGCAAUACCAGCGGACCAAACCUAAUCAAGGGGCUGGAUCCAUUUCACCGGAACAGUGGGCCUCUCUGAAUCCAAUUAAACCUGGAAGUGGCAACGAUGAACUGUCGAAGCAAUGGGCUCGCUUCCUCGACUAUCUGCCAUGGUUGAAAGGACCAACUGGUCCCGCUGGACCACCCGGCCCUCCCGGAGGAGCUUCUUCAUCUUCCUCCUACGGCUACGACCAGCCUAAAUACGUUGCUGGACCUCCCGGAGCACCUGGAGCACCUGGAGCUCCUGGUCCCAAAGGCGACAAAGGAGACGCCGGUGAACCUGGUGCCAAUGGAGAAGCUGGGCCCCAAGGAAUUGCUGGACUUGACGGAGCUACAGGACCUCAAGGUUUGAAAGGAGAACAAGGCGCUGAUGGAGCCCCAGGUGUCGCUGGACUUAAUGGUCCUCCCGGAGAAAAGGGAGAAGCUGGAUCAAAUGGCGCAGAUGGUGCCCCCGGAGCUCCAGGAUUGCCUGGCAAAGAUGGAUACAACGGAGCACCGGGCCCAGUUGGACCUAAAGGAGAAAUUGGCGCACCCGGUAUCACGAUCGAAUCUAAAAUCCCAGGCCCUCCCGGCGCAACUGGAUAUCCCGGUAAAGACGGAGCUCCUGGAACAGCUGGUAGCCCCGGCCCUCAAGGAAAUGCUGGGCCUCAAGGACCAGUGGGACCUGCCGGCAAAAACGGCUACGCUGGUAGCCCGGGCAUUGCUGGACCUAAAGGUGAACCAGGCAAACCAGGCUACAACGGAGCACCAGGAAAAGACGGACUUCCGGGCGCACCAAGCACUCAACCCGGCCCGGUUGGACCCCAAGGACCCGUCGGCAAACCCGGCUACAAUGGCGCUCCUGGAAAAGACGGUGCCGUUGGCCCAGUAGGCGCUCCAGGCAAAGAUGGACUCAACGGCGCUCCUGGCGCUACUGGUCCUCAAGGAGAGCAAGGUAAACCUGGCAAAGACGGUUAUCCUGGCGCUGCUGGAGCCCCUGGAACACCCGGAGCUCAGGGACCUCAAGGAAUCCAGGGCGAACAAGGCCCCGCUGGAAAUCCCGGCAGCAUCGGUCCCCAAGGAGAAAUCGGUCCCGUCGGUCCCGCUGGACUUGAAGGCAAACCUGGCCAAGCUGGCAAACCUGGAUAUCCUGGACCUGUAGGACCAGUUGGACAGAUUGGACCUGUUGGACAAGAAGGCAAACCUGGCCAAGACGGAGCUACCGGUGCCGUCGGCCCUGCUGGCCCACCUGGCCCACCAGGUGAAGCGGCCACUAAAGCUUCUUAUCCCGCUCCUGCCUACACCACCGCUUCACCGUACAGCAGACCAGCUUCCAACAGCAACUGGUACCGUAAUUAGUAGGCCGAGCUUAAUUUCAGCAAAACGGACUUUGAAACAAACAAACCAAUCACCGCAUGUAUAAUUAUGUAGAGUAAUAAUAAUUAAUUAUUGUGUAAAAAUGAAACAAUGCGGAAAUGGCCCAAAUCUCUGAUGAUGACAAAAAAAUAUAUAAACCCAAGUUUCAUAUGAA
Messenger RNA from Daphnia pulicaria, 1640 nucleotides. Its product is annotated as collagen alpha-1(I) chain-like. Lineage: Eukaryota; Metazoa; Arthropoda; Branchiopoda; Diplostraca; Daphniidae. The coding region runs from base 50 to 1468 and encodes 472 amino acids. The transcript has 6 exons. The record is from RefSeq and is a predicted model, not a curated record.